GCAACCGCAACCAAAAGCUUACAUGCAGAAGCUUUCCAGACCGGGCCUCAUCCAUGUGAUAUGCGGAACGCCCAGCUGAUUGAGACUCUGUCCGAGUCCUUUCUUGCGCUGUCGGAUGAAGUCCAGUCAUUGAUUGACCGCAAGACCAUUUUGGAGCACAAGCUGCGCUAUGCCCACGAGCAGUACCAAUAUCUUGCGGACAGGUAUGCGCCUGCCGUGCCAGAGGUCUCCGAGACGCUAGCACAGCUCCAGCUUCCACCAGAAGUGCAGCAUUCCCUCCCGACGGCGACCUCGGCGGUGCCUUUGCCGAGACGCAGCCAGGCUGGGAGCAGUCAGCACCAGGUCGCAUUGCUUAUCAGAGAGGGUCGCAAGGCCGCUCAGCAGCUUGUCACUAGUUUAGCUACUACGGAUAAAGAUAAAGACCGCUUGGAGGAGAAGGAAACGUCGGCCAUGCCGGGAAUGGAAACCAUGACAUCCGUUUCGACGGUUCUUGAGAAAGAUUUCACCGUCGAAGGCAAGAAAGGCCCACUCGCCUGCCCAUUCUCGGCCCAGCCGAGUCAAGACGGCGUCGAGCGGGUCGACAGCUCCCAGGACCCGGUUGGCACAGCCGAUCCCACCCCGCACAAGUCUACUGACCCCAUCUGCGCUGCCAUGCUCGAAGAGACCGCCUCCCUCUCUGCUGCUGCUCCCUCCAAAUGUCCGAUCCGUUUCCUUGACAAGCACUCGCCCGAAGAAAUUGCGCAUUACGUUGAGACGCACAAGCACGCGAUCCCCCGGAGCCAUGAGGUCUGCGUCAGGAGGUUUGAGCGGAACGAGGAACAAAAAAGAAAGCUAGAUGCCAAAUACGGUGACCUUGUGGAUAUGGUCAAAGACCUGAGCCACCUCCACAAACCCAUGCUCCCGCCAUCGAAGGAAGAGCAGAUUGAAGCGGAUAGAGCCUCGAACAAGAGGGUGGAAGAUUGGGCCAAGACAAUCGUGGCCGGUGCUCCGGUUCCGAUUACGCCGCCGCCCGUAGUCCACAACGACAUCCUCUUCGUUGGCAAUCUCGACUCUGGUGUUAACGUCAGCGUCUUGUACGAGCUAUUCCAGAAGAGCGGGGGCGUUGUCGAUGUUCGCCUCCCCACUGACAAGGAAUCUGGUCGUCCGCAAGGCUUUGGUUACAUCACCUUCGAGAGCCCUGACGCCGCUAAGAAGGCCUACAAAGAGAAUUUCGGUGGUGACAUUCUGGGCCGUCCUAUGCUGCUCGAUUUCGCUGUGGCCUGCAAAGAUACCGCACGCGCUGUUCCUGUCGCUGAUCGUGCCGAACGUGAGAGCCGGUUUGAUCGCCCGCUACGCGAUGUUCGCGUCGGAGAGUCGCCCAGCCGGCCCUGGGGUAUAUCGGUGCCCCUAGAGGCAGGCGUUGUGCAACAGCGAGAGAUGUCCCCGCCCCGACCUGUUCAGCAACAGACAAUCCCGGAACCAGCAGCAGCGAGGAAAUGCCCGGUUGACCAUACCAAAAUGUCCCGAGGACCUGCCAAACGAGAGGAUGUUGCUGAUACUCAAGCCAAGCGCCCGGCCACCCCGGUGAAGGGUGUUCCUUCGCUGAACACGCCUCAGCCUACAUUCGUCAAUCUGCCAGAUGUUUCUCGGCAAACGGCAGACAGAGACAGCAUUCCACAGGUGGUGUUUAACAUUAGCGGGCCAGUCUUUAUUGGGUAUCCUAUGGACCAGGCCAUUGAGUUUAUGAAGCAGUUUCAUGGGCGUUGAUGGAUCUUUGAUGAAAUUAGGGCGGGCAUAGUGUGUUUUUCGGGGGCUUUAUUGGCACAGCAAGCAAGGUGUUGGGGAUUGCGUUUUCAGAGAUACCGCUCUAACCAGGACACCGACGGGCAUCUAUCUGGUACAGAGCUAACAGGGACAAAAUCGUGGCAA
Chaetomium strumarium is the source of this 1908-nucleotide messenger RNA. RefSeq lists its product as uncharacterized. Lineage: Eukaryota; Fungi; Ascomycota; Sordariomycetes; Sordariales; Chaetomiaceae. The transcript has 2 exons. Bases 61 to 1746 code for a protein of 561 amino acids. The record is from RefSeq and is a predicted model, not a curated record. Gene Ontology annotation, molecular function: RNA binding.